Gordionus sp. m RMFG-2023 is the source of this 3270-nucleotide messenger RNA. Its product is annotated as bestrophin homolog 24-like. The transcript is spliced from 11 exons. Gene Ontology annotation, molecular function: chloride channel activity. Bases 238 to 3171 code for a protein of 977 amino acids. NCBI's taxonomy places the organism in Eukaryota, Metazoa, Nematomorpha, Gordioida, Chordodea, Parachordodidae. The record is from RefSeq and is a predicted model, not a curated record.
GGAAUUCUAAUGGGAAAGAUUUUGGAAAAAUAGCUAAUCAUUCUGGAUAAUUCGAAUGGAAUCUAAAGAAAAAAAUUUGUGCAAAAAUUUACCGGUCCUAUUUUAUCAAGAUAUCAGAAAAACAUUUCUAACAUAAUGCUUUUAUGAACACCAAUUAUCUAUCUAGAUGAUAUUAAAUUUAUUAACCAAAUUCCUUGUUUUUUUCUAAAAAAAAAAGCAAAAAAUAUAUAUAUUAUAAUGACUAUCAGUUACACCAACAAAGUAUCCAAAUCCAGAAUUGGAUCUUUCAUCAGGGUCAUAUUCUUAUGGAAGGGAAGUAUCUACAAAUUGGUAUACAAGGAGUUUUUCUUGUUCAUUUUGCUUUACUAUAUGAUAAACAUAUUUUAUCGUUUUGCGAUGACCGAAAAUCAAAGAGGCCAAUUCGAGCAAAUAGUACUGUAUUGCGAUACGUUCGUUAAUCUGAUUCCUUUACCUUUCGUUUUGGGAUUUUUCGUAUCCUUGAUAGUGGGAAGAUGGUGGGCACAAUUCCAAUCUAUUCCUUUCCCGGAUGAAACGAUGAUAAUGGUGAAUUCCUUGAUCCAGGGUAAAGAUGAGAAAAGUAGGUUAAUCCGAAGAACCCUUAUGAGGUACCUUAAUUUGACGUCCGUUCUAAUUUUCCGCUCCAUCAGUGCACCUGUUAAGAGGCGGUUCCCUGAUAUGGAAAGCGUUGUUGAAGCUGGGUUCAUGACUUACAAAGAACUGAAGAUUUUCGAAAAUUUAGCCACUCCUCAUUCAAAAUGGUGGCUUCCAUGCAUAUGGUUUUCUAAUUUAGUAGUUGGCUCUUACAACGAAAAAAGGUUGAUCAACGAUUUUAGUCUCAGGGUUCUUCUCAUGCAGUUAGCAGAGUUCAGGAAUAAAUGUGCUGCCCUUUAUGCCUACGAUUGGAUCAGUGUUCCUUUAGUCUACACUCAGGUAGUGAGUUUGGCUAAUUACAUGUAUUUCAUAGCUAAUCUGAUGGGACGUCAAAUUCUGGAUCCAACUAAACGUUAUACCAAUCGGUUCGACAUAUAUUUCCCAGUUUUUACCUUUCUUCAGUUUCUAUUUUACAUGGGAUGGUUGAAGGUAGCGGAACAAUUAAUGAAUCCCUUCGGAGAAGACGAAGAUGAUUUCGAAAUCAAUUGGAUUAUAGAUAGAAAUUUUCAAAUCUCCAUGCUGGCAGUUGACGAAUUGCAUAGCACUUUUCCUGAUUUGGAAAAGGAUGUGUAUUGGGAUGACCCAGAACCUGAAUUGCCUUAUACGGAGGCCUCCAAAUUUUACAAGAGAAAUUCUUGGAUGGGAUCCACCGCUGAUAUUCAUUUAACGAGAGAUGACGUAAACGAGAUCGAUUGGUUAAGCCAGGAAAAUUUGAAAAAUCUGAACCCCCUCAAUAGUUUUCAAGAUGCGCUCCAUCGCUUAUCAUCCAAAUCAUUUGCCAGGAGCAGGAAAUCUAACCAGUCUAUCAAAAGCGAAAUCCUGGAUAACCAGCAUAAAAUUAAGAUGAAUACGAAUUUAAAUCCAUUUUUCAGUCAAUAUCCUUCUUCCAGGUCAUCCAUCUCUAAUCAUUUUUCUCAAAAUGGGUUGAAGCCUAUCAAAGAACAAAGGUUCGAGGUGACUAAAAUCAAGGAUGACGAUACAUCUACUAGAAAUGGUAAAAUGAUGUUUAAUUUUAGCAACCAUUUACACAAUGAUCAGAACAUCUUAAAAAAGCCUGUUAUUUUAGUUAAUGGUAAAUUAGAUGUCGAAACCAAGAUUAAUAAUAAUAAUACCGAUACAAUUCCAGAAAACGAUUUCACAAAUCCCACUAAACGCUUGAACAGCGAUUUGAAUAAUAUAUCCAACGGGAAUUUAAUCAUUCUUGGAGGCGGUAGGAAAAAGAAAAUAUCGGCCGGGGGUGGAGCUGGUGGAGAUAACAAUAGCACAUUUACGGAAGAGAACGACCUAACUGUCAAAGGUAAUAUAUCCAACCUGGCCAAAUUUCACAGCAAAAAAAUGCGAGAGAGAAUGCUAAGAGCUUCCGCAGGUUAUGUGGCAGAAGAUUUUACCAAUAACGAUACUCCUUACAUCAAAAAGCCCGUAUUGAAUGGAAGUUUUAGUGCCCCGCCUUCGGCCAUUAAGGUAGGCAAGCAAAGAUUAAUAACAAAUCCUCCCAGCAAAAAUAUACUGAGAAAACUGUCUUCUCGUCUUAAAAUCAAAUCGUCUUCUUCUAAAGCGUCACGAGAAACUAAUCAAUUCGUCAUGGAUAACUCCUUGAUUCGACAUUCAAAGAGAAAGUCCUUCAAUUUAAGCUCCAAGAAGAGAAGAAAAAAAAAAUCGAGUAAUAGUAAGAAAUUGGAUUAUGAUUAUCAUCCAUUUAUAGGUUCUAAAGACUAUACCACGAAUAAAUGGGUUCCAGAAAUUUCGAGAGCUUCCUUAACUUCCGAAAUCAAAUCAUGGAUAUUUCCUUCUACGAUGACUCGCAAUAAAGAUUCCCAACUGCUAUUCGAUAGCACCUACAAUGAUAAUUUCGAUAACCCAGAUAAUCCUAAUGACAUAUUAAAUAAUAAUCGCGUGAGAAAAGAUGGUGUUUCGCAUUUAAAUAAUUAUUAUUCUUCCUAUCAGUUCUUAACAUCGAAGAACUUGAGCAAAUCAAUUAAAAAGUCAACACUCCCUGACAAAGACCCACCACUUAGUGCUUUAACCGUGUUCCAAGCUUCCUCCAACCAAAGAAGUGUAUUUCCUUAUCAUGCGAGCCCCAAAAAAAGUAUAUACAAGCGGCAGAUGUCGCUACCCCAUAAUGAAAGGCUUCUGGAAGAGGACGAAGGUUGUAAUAAUAACUCUGCUUCUGAAGUAAUCUACGAAAAAGAAUUAUUGCCUCACCAUUGUGCCGAAGUUGCGAUUAAAGUUGGCAAUAGUUAUAAGAAAAUAAAAGGAGUCAGUACGAAAAGAAAUAUCAAAGAAUUACUUAACAAUAGUAACAUCUCUGAAUCUCAACUAAACCCUGUGAAGGAAUUGAAAGUUGAACAAUAUAACAUGGCUUAUUUGGAAGACUAUGAAUUAGAAGCAACAUUAGAGGCAAAAAUUCCUGAUGGCAAAAUUGAUAAGGAAAAUGUUGCAGUGGAGUCGAAGAAUAAAGAUAAUAAUUCCUAUACAAUGAUAGAAAUAACAAAUAUUUAGGUGAAUUCUAGAUACGUCACAUAUCUACUGUAUUCUAUACUACACAUAAAUACCUUUUUACAUGUUUUGAUAAUUAUUGUAUUAUAUUUUUCAAAUCGA